Phialemonium atrogriseum is the source of this 2397-nucleotide messenger RNA. RefSeq lists its product as uncharacterized. The transcript is spliced from 6 exons. The record is from RefSeq and is a predicted model, not a curated record. Bases 209 to 2248 code for a protein of 679 amino acids. Lineage: Eukaryota; Fungi; Ascomycota; Sordariomycetes; Cephalothecales; Cephalothecaceae.
CGCGAUGCAACGCGCUUCUUCCCAAUUCCAGGCAACCCAGUGCUGCCUGGAGUCUCAAGCAUCAUUAAAAAGAGAGUAUCUCCAGCUGUUAUGCUCAAUCGUUUGCAUCUCUCACUUCUGAGAAAGAUCACCGCAGAAAACCUGUUCGUUCAAACUCACCACGUCUUCGUCCGUCGGCACCCCCUCAAAACCACAAACCCAAGCGACAAUGGCAGGUUUAUACCCCGGCGUCAAGAUCGAUCUGCGGUACUACCCCCAGGAAAGAGACAAACCGAUAUACCCCAUCGGCGCACACCACGACUGCUGUGGCACCACGUCGGAGAUGCUGCCGGUCCGCGAAGUCGCCAUGAUGAUCCUGAUGGACCGCCUGACGGACAAGCCCAACUGGCAAGAGAAGGUGUUUGACGAAGAGAUCGUCAGCAAAUGGCGGAGCGAGGCAAUGGAGCAGCCCGAGGACGAUCUGUACGCGCAGAUCACCGAGGGCAAAACCAUGAGGAAGAUCCCCAUGCCGCGUCGUGUGAGGAUCGUGGAGGAGGACGUGUUUGACUUUUGUAUCGGUGAGCUGAGGUGCAAGGCGGCGCAUUUCAAGAAGACCGGCCUGAUCCCCACGCUCGACUCGGACGGCAAUACCAUCGUCAAAUCCGACACACUUGUGUCUCCGGAAUUACAGAAGGGGCUGAAUGCUGCAUUCGACAAGCUUCGGGCAGAUCAGGCCUCGAACGUUGACUGGCAUCCAAGGAGUGGAGACAUGGUUCAAGACUUGGUUCAUCCGUCCAUGUAUCCGUUUGUCUUCGGCCGGUCGAAGUUCAUCGAGGAAGAAGUGGUGGGGGUCUCCAACGCUAUCGACAAAUGGACCGGCAAAGGCGAGAUCGUCCCGCAAACCGAAACGCCAACGGAGCGUGGCUACGGGGGCGGGUCCUAUGUGCCUCCCCAGUACUGGUCCAACAAGUACCAGUGGCUUCCGGCAAAUCUAGCGUUCCAAGACGACGGCACCGUCAGGUUCACGAGCUACGUUAACAACCUGCAUCCCGCGAAAUAUCCAGGCAUUUAUCGAACAAUCGAGACGCUCAUCGACACGGCCAUUCCCGCGUGGGAUCAAUGUCUUUCUGAGUACCGAAAGUAUAAUAAGGUCGGCGUGGGACGGAGAGAGUCACGCUUCGGCAAGCCCGACCGUUGCGAUGACGAGGACGAGGAGCUGUGGGAAGCCUUUGAUCCCGAGGUGUUUGCAGAACACAACCCUAAGCUCACCGAGGACGAAAUCUUUGACAUCCAGGAACGGGCGAGGUACGACGCAGAAGCCGACGAAGAUGACGAAACUAUGGAGAGCAUGGAGGAAACUUAUGCCGCUGCCUUGGAAGACGCGAAAUGGGCAAAAGUACGCGAUAUGGUGAUGCCUGAGACCGAUGGCCCGCCCGAGGUUGACUACUCGUGCGAGGAGAGCAUUCGAGAGAAGUUCAAGGAGCUGGGGUUGCAGGUCAUUGUUAAGAUGGCCAGCAUCGAACUGACCCCCGAGAAGCCCGACUUCCCAGUGGGAGGCUGGCAUAUCGAGGGACAAAUGAACGAGAGAAUCUGCGCGACAGCUCUGUACUACGUCAGCAGCGAGAACGUGACGCCGAGUCAUCUCUCGUUCCGGAUGCAGACGUCGUUGUAUCAGGACGAAAUCACGGCCGGCCAGGACUCGUACAACUAUCUUGAGCGAGUGUACGGCACCGCAUUGUGCGGCGCAGACGCUUGUCUCCAGAACUACGGCAGCGUCGAGACGAAACAGGGUCGCCUGCUAGCGUUCCCCAACGUGUUUCAACACCGCGUCUCCCCGUUCAGCCUCAAAGACGCGACGAAACCGGGUCACAGGCGGUUCAUCGCUCUCUGGCUGGUGGACCCGCACCAGCGCAUCGUAUCCACGGCCAACGUGCCGCCGCAGCAGCUGGACUGGUGGGCCGAGGCCGUCUUUGGCGCCGACGCCACGGCCUCUCGGGGCGAUGUCCCGCCUGAGGUCUUCAAGCUGCUGUUGGAGAAGGGGCUUGAUAAGAAUUUCCCCGGAGACGCAACUUCUGCGGAUGAGGUGGACAGUCGCCUCCCUCCGGAGCUGUUGGAAAUGGUGCGUGAGCAGGGCGUCAUGCCCGAGGGGUUGAUGAGCGUUGAGGAGGCGAGGCAGCACAGGCUUGAGUUGAUGGACGAGAGGAGCAGUUUCCAUCAGGUAUCGGAGCACGAGUGGCAGAACGUGACGUAUUCGUUUUGCGAACACUGAUGUGGGAUACGAACAGCGAUGGCAAUGUUCAAGGCAACUGGAACGCAGAGACGGUGAUCUUGGGUAAUGCCUCUCACACGUUAACAUGAGGUGAUAAGUGAUAGCGACAGUGAUGGCCUGUCUGUUGUGUAAUUACACCGACCCCAGAU